CGAAAAACACGAUGCAUGCUUCAAAUGAAACAAAAUCCUACUCUCAUUUAGGGGUAGAAGUUAGUGUGAGGGUAGUUUGAACGUCAGUUAACCCUGAGCAGUGAGCAAGCAGCCAACAAUCUCAAUGAACCCUCCUUAAACCUUAAUUAAUGAUUAGGGUUCUUUUUCUUGGCCUUCUCUUUCAAUUCAUUUCCCUCCAUUGAAUUCUUCUUGUGCUUUUGGUUUUGUUGAAUCCACACCUCAUCUUCCAUCGGGAUCAGGACAUGGAAGCUGUCUUCUAAAUUAUUGAAGCCCAUAUCUAACUUCUAUGCCCACUAUGGAAUCAGAGAGUUCAAUAGGAUCAAAUGCUGAAGAACUCAAGUCUUUAGCUAAUGGAGCUUUUAAAGCUCACAAAUAUUCUCAAGCUAUUGAUUUGUACUCUCAAGCUAUCGAACUGAACAAUGAAAAUGCUGUGUACUGGGCAAACCGUUCAUUUGCACACACCAAAUUGGAAGAAUAUGGCAGUGCUAUACACGAUGCAACAAAGGCUAUUGAAAUUGAUUCCAAGUAUUCAAAGGGUUAUUAUAGGAGAGGGGCAGCUUUGCUUGCCAUGGGAAAAUUUAAAGAGGCCCUUAAGGAUUUUCAACAGGUAAAAAGAUUAUGCCCGAAUGAUCCUGAUGCUGCAAAAAAAUUGAAAGAAUGUGAAAAGGCUGUGAUGAAGCUAAAAUUUGAGGAGGCUAUUGCUGUACCUGAGGCUGAAAGGCGAUCUAUUGCUGAUUCCAUUGACUUUCAUUCUAUUGUGGCAAGAAUGACCAGCAGUUCAAUUUUGUUGACUGCUACUGGUGCAGUAGUGGUUCUGGCUGCUGCAUUGAUGGCUGGAAAGUUUAUGUCAGUUGGAGCAGUGUUAGCAACUAUGGCUUUGGCAGCAUCUAUCAUGGUCAUUGUUUUCCCUUUGGCACAGGUUGAACCACAAUAUUCUGGGGCUAAGAUUGAGGAAGAUACAGUAACAUUAGAGUUCAUCAAGAAGAUGAUAGAGGAUUUCAAAAAUCAGAAAUGUUUACAUAAGCGAUAUGCAUUCCAGAUAGUCUUGCAAACAAGAGAAUUGCUACGUGCCUUGCCUUCUCUUGUUAAUAUAACUAUCCCAGAUGGCAAUCGUUUUAUCGUAUGUGGUGAUGUACAUGGUCAGUUUUAUGAUCUUCUACAUAUAUUUGAGCUCAAUGGACUCCCUUCAGAAGACAAUCCUUAUUUGUUUAAUGGUGACUUUGUGGAUAGAGGCUCCUUUUCCCUGGAAGUUAUCCUAACGCUUUUUGCAUUUAAGUGCAUGUGCCCUUCAGCUAUGUAUCUAUCUAGAGGGAAUCAUGAGAGCAGGAGCAUGAAUAAAAUAUAUGGUUUUGAGGGGGAAGUCAGGUCCAAGUUGAAUGAAACAUUUGUGGAGCUUUUUGCGGAAGUCUUCUGCUGUUUACCGUUGGCUCAUGUCCUAAACGAGAAGGUAUUUGUGGUUCAUGGUGGUCUUUUCAGCGUAGACGGUGUCAAGCUUUCUGACAUUAAAGCAAUUGAUCGAUUUUGCGAACCUCCUGAAGAAGGAUUGAUGUGUGAAGUAUUGUGGAGUGAUCCGCAACCCAACCGUGGGAGGGGUCCUAGUAAACGUGGUGUUGGCCUUUCAUUUGGUCCUGAUGUCACCAAGAGGUUUCUGCUGGACAACAAUUUAGAUCUAGUUGUGCGAUCUCACGAAGUGAAAGACGAAGGGUAUGAAAUUGAGCAUGAUGGCAAACUGAUUACCGUUUUUUCUGCACCAAAUUAUUGCGAUCAGAUGGGAAACAAGGGCGCAUUCAUCCGAUUUGAAGCCCCAGAAUUAAAGCCAAACAUCGUUACAUUCUCCGCAGUGUCUCAUCCUGAUGUCAAACCAAUGGCGUAUGCCGAAAACUUCCUUAGAAUGUUUUCGUGAUUAUCAAGGUUCAACUACAUUAUCAUGUACAAUAUUCACACAAAAAGAAUAUGGUACGCCUGAAUCAGGAACCAGUUUUCUGGGCAGAACUCGUAUUCCUUCGACAUUUUGGUUCAAAAUCACUUUCCCUGCAUGCUCUGGUGAAGAAGUUACUAGUGCCAUGUAAAAUUUUGUGGCCUUUUUUUUCCUUUUGAUUUAUUUGCAGUUAUUUUGGAUAGCUUAUUAAUUCUCAAUGGAAAAAUAACAUUCAAAAAUAAUUUUAAGGCGAAAAAUAUUCCAUUGUAUUUCUUGGAUUUACUCGUCUAAGGAUUUAUUUUUUGUAUCCAAGUCGCAGUAUGAGCAUGUCGGGUUUUCGUUUUUCC
Messenger RNA from Amaranthus tricolor (Joseph's coat), 2286 nucleotides. Its product is annotated as serine/threonine-protein phosphatase 5-like. Gene Ontology annotation, molecular function: protein binding; protein serine/threonine phosphatase activity. Gene Ontology annotation, cellular component: nucleus; cytosol. The coding region runs from base 308 to 1924 and encodes 538 amino acids. The record is from RefSeq and is a predicted model, not a curated record. The transcript has 14 exons. Lineage: Eukaryota; Viridiplantae; Streptophyta; Magnoliopsida; Caryophyllales; Amaranthaceae.